CAGAAUGUUCUACGCUGUUCACUAUGUACUGGUAACAUUGUAACUGCACCAUGAUGGACUCGUAAUUGUUACGACUGCCGGUAUGCAUAUCUAAUAUUAGUCAUCAUAUAUGCGCCAUCUGAUGAAGCUUGCCAGAUAUUUCAUGUUGGGGUUCAGUUGAUCAUUGAUCAUUGACGAAAUGCACCGCCGUGAUUAGUGGAGACGGGGAAUCGAUGGAAACUGUGAAUUGUGAAUGAGUCCGGCAUAUCUUGCGAGACCAUCAGACGACAACAGGUGUUGGACGUUGGUGCUGUAUAUUAAUACCCUCCUUGAAUUGCAAUUCCAAUAGACUCCACUUACAUACGGAUUUCGGCCCCUUCUUAUCCGUUCGCUUCGCCAUUACGUUGCGACGUGCGAGGAUACUCCUUCCGUGGGAGCGUCGAUGCGUCCCCGCAUCUCUCCUGCGCAUCAAGUCUAUAAACUGCUGCAACGGCCCUUCCCGCUUCCUCCUGCGUCUUCAUGUCCUUCCACUAGGGCAUUCGUCCUCCACCACGCCAAAGCACAUCGUCCACAACUUCAUCUUCGCAAUUGCGUCGGCUGCGGAACCGUGCGGAGGCCAUUGACAACCACAUCGAAUCCUGCUUCACCAUCCCUUGCGCCGAAGAGCCUGUUGACAUUUGCGGUCGUCGCAGCGCUUUCGUUCGCCUUGUCUGUGUAUAUCCGGUCCGAGCGGAAUUCGAUCUCCCACGGUGACAUGGCGGCACCCGAGAGCGAGACCAAUGGCCAGACAUCUGUUGCGGUCGACGAUGCCGAGUUGCUCGAUUUGCUGGGCGAUCCCUCCAAGAUCAAUCCCGCGCGGCCGGGGACUCUCACCGCGGAACAAGAGGUCAUACUGCGGGAAUUUUGGGUGUUAGCAGCACGCGCCUUCGGAAUCGUGGAUCAGGAAUUGUUGGAUGUCUUGAACGAUCCGACGUCAGGGGUUCCGAACGAGAACGUCGCCCUCGAUGGCUCGAAGCGGAAGAAGGCACGGGCAUUGUUUAGCAGGAAGAAGAAAGAAGGAGAGGCGGAUUCGCUUUCGAAGCCCGAUAGCCAUACAUCUGAACCGGUCGAAAAGGCGACGAAUGACGUCUCCAAGCUCAGCAUCGAAGACGACAAGCACGGUAUGACCAAGCAAUUCAAAGAGGCCCUGACGAAAUACUCGAGCGCGGAUCUACGAACCGCGUUCUGGGAUAUGACGAAACACGACCACCCCGACGCCCUCUUGCUACGAUUCCUCCGUGCGCGAAAAUGGGAUUCACAAGCCGCGCUGGUUAUGGCGGUGAGCGCGCUUCACUGGCGACUCGCUGAGGGCAAGGUGGACGUGGAAAUCAUGAAAGAGGGCGAGGAAGGUGCGCAGCGAUGGGCGCAAAGCGAGGACCCAGACGUCAAGGGGGAAGGCGAAGACUUCCUGGAGCAAUUGCGGUUGGGGAAGAGCUUCAUCGUCGGCGCGGAUAAGGUUGGGAGGCCGAUCUGCUUGAUUCGGACGCGAUUACACCAUGCGGGGGAUCAAUCCGAGUCCAGUCUCGAGCGAUACACCAUCUACACCAUCGAAACCGCGAGGAUGAUGCUGCGCCCGCCGGUGGACACAGCGGCCCUCGUAUUCGAUAUGACCGGCUUUUCUCUUGCGAACAUGGAUUACGCGCCUGUCAAAUUCAUGAUCAAAUGCUUCGAAGCCAACUACCCCGAGUCAUUAGGCGUCGUGCUCAUUCACAAAGCGCCUUGGAUAUUUUCAAGUGUCUUCAGUAUCAUCAAAGGAUGGCUUGACCCCGUGGUCGCAUCGAAGAUCCAUUUCACCAAGAACGUCGAGGACCUCGAAGAGUUCAUCCCCAAGUCACGGAUAAUCCAAGAGCUCGGCGGCGACAACAAGUUUGAGUGGAAAUACCGUGAGGGCAUUCCGGGCGAGAAUGACAAAAUGAAGGAUACGGAGACCGCGGAACGGUUGAAAAAGCGAAGAGAAGAGAUCGUCUCGAGCUUCGAAGAGACGACGUUCGAGUGGGUUUUGAAAAGCACCCUCCUCUCUCGCGGAGUAACGACGCAAGGCGAUGAAAAGAUCGACGAGGCGGCCAUCGAGAAGAUCAAGAGGAAACGACACACUAUUGCCAAGGAGCUACGAGACAACUACUGGGAGCUUGAUCCGUAUAUCCGCGCGCGCAGCGUCUAUGAUCGUCUUGGCUGGUUUCCCAAGGGCCCCGAGGCAGGCCAGUUAAUAAAGGAGGACGUCACGCAAGUGAAGUUGAAUGAGAGCAGCGAGGAGGAAACAUAAUGCAACUGCAUUGUGUUCGACCCCUUGCUGACAGGCAUUGUACAUAUUUGCUAUCAUGUCGAUAUGGCUCGCGCUGGGUUGAUGGCAUUGAGAUUAGAGGUGCACUCGGACUGAUGGGCGGGCGGUGGUGCAUACUCCUUGAUCGGGAUCAGCGGCACCAUUUUUAUGAGAUAAAAUUCAUAGGACUGUACGCUUGAGGGAUCAAGGGCCUAAUAAAUUGUCUAUGAGUUGAUGUGA
This is a messenger RNA of Eremomyces bilateralis CBS 781.70, 2518 nucleotides long. RefSeq lists its product as uncharacterized. The record is from RefSeq and is a predicted model, not a curated record. Lineage: Eukaryota; Fungi; Ascomycota; Dothideomycetes; Eremomycetales; Eremomycetaceae. Bases 422 to 2281 code for a protein of 619 amino acids. The transcript has 4 exons.